Paramuricea clavata is the source of this 208-nucleotide messenger RNA. Lineage: Eukaryota; Metazoa; Cnidaria; Anthozoa; Malacalcyonacea; Plexauridae. The record is from the annotation of a GenBank genome assembly.
AUGGCUGCCGGACGUGCUUUGUGUAGCUCCUACGAAAAUCAAAUUAAACAGCUUCAAGUAACCUUCUCCCACAUUCUAUUAAAGUACGAAAGCUAUUUAGAGUAUAACAACGACAAUAAAGUAAAAUGGUCCGGCGGCUUAGUGAAACUAAAGAGUUUUGUUGUCGAUUUAUUCGGCGAUGAAGGCAAGUGGAGCUCGCCUGGAGGGA